AUGCUUUUCCUCUGGGUGAAGCUGGGUUUGACCCUGCUCCUAGCUAGGUUCACCGUAGCGUCUUUCAAUAUCUACGCCAAGUACGAUCAUAAUGUUAUUGCUGCAGCUCUUGGGGUUUCGUCUCAAUGCCUGUCAGCAUUGAAUCAAACAGUGGAAUGUGAUCAGACGAAUGCUGCUCGGGCAGCUCGGGGUAUUGACAAUGAUUUUUGGUAUAGGGAUAACCUCACGGCGCUCUGCACACAGGAGUGCUCGGCCUCUCUAGCUUCAUGGCUGUCAACAGUGGAAAAGGAGUGCUCCAAAGACGAAGUAACUACAAAUGGUAUUCUUUUCGAACCAAAGGCAUUUCCUCUGAAAUACAUUGCCGGCCAUGACCUUGCCUGCCUCCGGGAUGUUUCCGACACUUUUUGCAUCCUGGAAUCUCAGAAAUGGGACGGUAGCGUUUAUACCAAAUGGGAUAUGGAAAGUUGCAACGAAGAAAACCCUCCAGCGUCCUGUGGCGAGCAAGUUGAUCCCGGAAAAGAACAACCUAUGUCCGUUACGAAUGCGUAUCCACGAGAGCAGUAUUGCAGCGAGUGUUUCCUGUUGCUGUGGAGGCAGCGUCUUCUUUCGCCCACUCUUCCUCCCGGUAACUUUACCGAUUAUCUCAUCGACCAGUUCAAGGUGUUGGAAGAGACAUGCUCGACAGAAUUACCGUUCUCAACGUCUGCUCAAACCCUUAUCAUUGGAGCUGCGACUCGCGCCCCUUCCUCUCCGACUCGCAGGAGUGUCAUGAGGAAGUCCAUGAAUCCACAUAGAGGGCCGCAUUAUAGUACUGCACUUUUAACCUUAAGUGAAGCCGUGCCUCCGAUGCCUACCCAGCCGGGUGCGAUCGCAUCUUGCGGUGCCUAUUAUAACGUAGUUCCUGGUGACACGGUUUGCCGGCCCGUGAGCUCUUUCCUUUUCAAAUCCCAGCUAAUGAUAUGGAGUAGUGCGUAUCUAUUGCGCGUCGAUUGCAUUGGCCGACCUUUACUAGCAAACUUCAAGGACUCGUUUUGGACACCAGUGCUUUAUAGCUUUGGCAACAUUACUAACAAGGAUCAUAGUGGAAUCGACUACAGUGAAGUAUUGGACUACAACACGCAGAUCGAUUCUGAGUGUAACAAUCUAUGGGUCAACUACGCUAUCUGUGUAGCACCCGUGACUACAGCGCCGACAGAGCCCGAAUGGAAAAGCCCAUCUGAAGGAUCGUGUGAAGGUGACCUUCCCCUAAUGAGCAAACCUUGGUCGCCCCUUAGACCCCGGCCGACUAAGGUCACGGAACCCCCAGAGCUCAUCAGCAAAGAUGGAAGGUGUAAUCAAACUGUCAGCUGCGUAGGAUCUGGCUUCGGUGAGUGCUGUAGUACCAGUGGGUACUGCGGCUCAGGGCCGUUGUGGUGCGGUCUCGGCAACUGCGUCUCUGGGAGUUGUGACUCUAAACCCGGCCAAGUUAGCACUGAUGGAAGCUGUGGGCCGCGUUUUCCGGGCAAUAAAAUUUGCGAAGGGUCAAAAUUUGGCGAUUGUUGUUCCAUUAGAGGCUACUGUGGUUCAACAGAAUUGUACUGCGCAGCUGACAAUUGCCACUCUGGGAAUUGUGAGAAAAAGGCCGGCGGAGACAACAAGGAUGGCAAAGAUGAUAAGAAGGAUUAGGAUGAAGACCUAGAUGACAACAAUGUUGAGGUGAGGUGUUAGGAGCAAGAAAACAUCAGCAUUCACAAGAAAUGCACAUGAUACUGCUUUAGUUAGUAUUUACACUACCUGAGGUGACUAUUGUUAUAAUGAAAACUAUGGGGAUCAGCCGUUGCAACAAGGCUUCUUGUGGCUGGAUAAUUCUCCCUGUUGUCAUAUCAAGAUUAAGUAGCAUUGCUGGCCUGGCCUGCUGAUAUCGAGAGAAUAAUCAACA
Molecule: messenger RNA, 1918 nt
Organism: Coccidioides immitis RS
Lineage: Eukaryota; Fungi; Ascomycota; Eurotiomycetes; Onygenales; Onygenaceae
Exons: 12
Coding region: 1-1665 (554 amino acids)
Molecular function (GO): chitin binding
Source: RefSeq, a predicted model, not a curated record